Messenger RNA from Chelmon rostratus (copperband butterflyfish), 1696 nucleotides. It is a transcript of the gene ppp1r3b, whose product is annotated as protein phosphatase 1, regulatory subunit 3B. The record is from RefSeq and is a predicted model, not a curated record. Gene Ontology annotation, molecular function: glycogen binding; protein phosphatase 1 binding. The transcript is spliced from 2 exons. The coding region runs from base 225 to 1079 and encodes 284 amino acids. Gene Ontology annotation, biological process: regulation of glycogen biosynthetic process. Gene Ontology annotation, cellular component: protein phosphatase type 1 complex. Lineage: Eukaryota; Metazoa; Chordata; Actinopteri; Chaetodontiformes; Chaetodontidae.
GCGACAAAAAAUAUGUGCAACAAGUUCUACAGUGAGAAGGAGAGAGGAGCUCGCGACGGAGGUGUUCUGCUGGUGUUCGGGACGUGAUUAACCUGCCACCAUGAUUCCGGACCGCUGUGGACCCGCUGCGUCGCGUUAGAGGAGAAGCCGUCGGGUGGUGUCGGGACCUGUUCCAGGUGGCUCCUUGUUCCAGGGUACCGAGCGUGUUUCCUGCCGAGCUCACCAUGCCGAUCGACAUGGCGUUACCUCUGUACCUGUCCACGGAGGACUUUGUCUACAGGACGUCCUCCAAAGCAUGCAAACCUGCCCUGAACUCCUGCCUGAGGUUUCAGCACUCGCACUGUGUGGAUCCGGUCGCUGAUGAAAGGUCGUCCAGGAAGGACUCGAGGAAAGCCAAGAAGCAGGUGACGUUCGCCGAUCACCGAGGCCUGUCUCUGACCAGAGUGAAGGUCUUCUCCGAGUUCAACGAUCCCAUCGAUAUUCCUCUGAACGUCCAGGAGACGCUCAGCUCCGCCGUGUCUCCGACGGCCGAGGAGGACAAGCUGGUGCUGGACUUCUGUCAGCCCUCCUCAGACUACCUGCGGUUCCGUCAGAGCCUGGAGAGGAACUACGUGUGCCUGGAGCACUGCGUGCUGAAAGAAAAGGCUUUAGCAGGAACCGUUAAAGUCAAAAACGUGUCCUUUGAGAAGUCUGUGAAGCUGCGGGUGACCUUUGACACCUGGAAGAGCCACACAGACGUAGACUGCGCGUACAUGAAAGACACGUAUCCCAGCUCGUACAGCGACACCUUCUCCUUCCACGUGUCCCUGCCCGACGAGCUGAGGCCCCGCGAGCUCGUCGAGUUCGCCGUCUGUUACGAGGUGGACGGACGCGAGUACUGGGACAGCAACUGCGGGAGCAACUACAGGAUCGUGUGGUCCUCCAUGAAGCGGAGCCACCGGGACGCCUGCGGACGCCACACGGACUCCUUUGACUUCGGGAUUCAUUUCGACCGAUACGGCAGCCCCACCUGCUCGCACGGCGUCUUCCCCGAUUGGCCGAGCUACGCGGGAUACGAGGACGCCGGCCCGUACUACUGAACGGGGUGUUUGAGUGAGAGCUUCUGUUCACGGAGCCUGUUAAAUGUUGUCCUGUUGGACGUCACGUGUCCAACACAGAGACUCAGUUUACUGCGGACGUCCUCACAGUGGACGAUUUUUGUAUUUUUGCUUGAAAAAUGACUGAAAGCGUCAGUCGGUUAUCAGAAGAGCUGCAGGUCACUGAUUAAUGGAUGAAUUGUUGAAUGGGUGGUUUAAUAUUUACUCCUCUACGAGGUUUCUCUUCCCACAAUGAUGCAAAACUUUCACACAACAAGUGAGUUUUUAUCUGUUUUGGAAUAAAAUGUGUUAUUUUACAGAAGUAAAUCUUCUUCUCGUUAGAACAACCCGACUUGUUGGUCGAGUUCGCACACGAGAACUAAGAGAAACUACACGUUUGUUCGUGUGGUGUGAAGGUGAGGGGUUUAGCGGUAGCGUGACUCCCCCUGUGUUGGAAAAGCUGCUGAAUAAAGUUUUAAGAUGUUGUGUUCCUUCACUGCUGUUAGCACAGGAUUAAAGAAGAUAAAACAGGACAAUAAAAUGUGAUAUCUGCAGAAUUUAAGCUUUGAGUUUUGUUUAUUUGCACGUUCAAAAAAUAAAUUUGUUCUCAUUCACUUCAA